GGUCCCGUUUGCUGCUCGUGAGUGCUCGUACCUUGUUCCCUUAACCAUGGCCCGAAGUGUAGCUUUGAGCUUUGCUGUGCUGCUGGCAGUGUUCGAAAUUGGUUCAUGCCUGCGGUGCUACCAAUGUAAUUCGGAAUCGGAUCCCUACUGCCGCGACCCUUUCCAGGCUGGAUCCAGGAAUUUCGUGGACUGCUUCACUCAGGACGCUGUGAACUAUAACAAAGCGUAUUUGAGCCACAUCUUCGAGCCCCGUAUGCUGGAGUCCCCUGCCGGCGCCACCAGACAAUGCGCUAAGAUUGACUUACAGACCGGCGCCACAAUCCGUACGUGCCUUGACGUGAACUCACUGGUACCUGACCAAAUCUGUGACGCUCUGCAGAGAUCGACCUCCGAAUUCCGUGACCCCGGCAGACAGAUCAGACACUGCAGCAUCUGCAGUACAGAACUUUGCAAUGGAGCUGGUUCAGCAACCUUCUCCCUUCCUUUGGCAACUCUCGCCCUUAUCGCCUCAUACUUGUAUUAUAAGCAAUAAUAUAGUAAACAACUAAAUAUAACUGUUCCUUUUGCAACAAAAAAAUAUGUAAAGAGAGCUUGUGUACUUUUAUGUAACUUAAAUAUUAAUCGUGUAAAGAUAAAG
Messenger RNA from Hyposmocoma kahamanoa, 637 nucleotides. RefSeq lists its product as uncharacterized. The coding region runs from base 47 to 532 and encodes 161 amino acids. Gene Ontology annotation, biological process: sleep; regulation of synaptic transmission, cholinergic; positive regulation of voltage-gated potassium channel activity. The record is from RefSeq and is a predicted model, not a curated record. Lineage: Eukaryota; Metazoa; Arthropoda; Insecta; Lepidoptera; Cosmopterigidae. The transcript is spliced from 4 exons.